CUCUCUCAAGGCACAACCAACAGACUAGCAAGAUCCGCCAAUCAACUUUAUUUGUUUUUUCGUGGGAGAUUUUCUUUAUAAAAUCAAAAGAGCUUUACCCCCCCCCCCCCCCCCCCCAAAAAAAAAAAAAAAAAAAAAAAAAAACCAAAAAAAACCAAAAAACAACAACUGGAAAUUAUGUUCCAAUCGGCGCGGAUCCAGCCGGCAAGAUGAUGAUUUUACCAAGGAGUGGGGUAGAUUGCGUAACGGAUUCGGUGGUGUUGGUGGUAUUCCUCGUGUCUACUUUUUUGGGGACUGCCUUGGCCAAGGAUACUGCUUUUGUGGAAGUGGUGCUGUUCGAGUCCAGUCCUAAUGGAGAUUAUACGACUUACACCACUGGUUUGCAAGGACGAUUCGCAAAGGCUGGAGCCAUUAUCAGCGCAGAAGGCGAGAUCGUGCAGAUGCAUCCUCUGGGACUCUGUAACAACAACGAUGAGGAGGAUCUCUAUGAGUACGGCUGGGUGGGCGUGGUCAAGCUGGAGCAGCCCGAGCUGGACCCCAGCUGUCUCACGGUUCUGGGGAAGGCAAAAAGAGCAGUCCAAAGAGGAGCCACUGCAGUCAUCUUCGAUGUCUCUGAAAACCCUGAUGCAAUUGAUCAGUUGAACCAAGGCUCGGAGGAUCCACUCAAGAGGCCUGUGGUGUAUGUGAAAGGAGUGGAUGCCGUGAAGCUCAUGAACAUUGUGAACAAGCAGAAAGUGGCGAGAGCCAGGAUCCAGCACCGGCCUCCUCAGCAACCCACAGAGUAUUUCGACAUGGGGAUCUUCCUGGCCUUCUUCGUGGUGGUGUCACUGGUCUGCCUGGUUCUCCUCAUCAAGAUCAAGUUAAAGCAGCGUCGGAAUCAGAGUUCCAUGAACAGAAUGGCUAUCCAGGCACUGGAAAAGAUGGAAACAAGAAAGUUUAAGUCAAAGAGCAAAGUUCAUCGAGAGGGGAGCUGCAGCGCCUCGGACACACUGACCAGCAGCUCCACUGCCGACUGUGCCAUCUGCCUGGAGAAAUACAUUGACGGAGAGGAGCUCCGAGUCAUCCCCUGCGCUCACAGGUUUCAUAAGAAGUGUGUGGAUCCAUGGCUGGUGCAGCAUCACACCUGCCCACACUGCAGGCACAAUAUCAUUGAACAGAAAAAGGGAAACCCUGGACCCGUCUGCGUGGAGCCUGGCAAUCCUCCCCACAGCCGGCAGCAGAGGGUGCUUCUUCCGGUACACUACCCCGGGCGAGUGCAUAGGACCGGCCCGAUCACCUACCCAACCCAGACCAGCAUGGAUCCCCACGGCAACCCCAUCACUGUCCUGACAGUGGACCAGCACGGGGAGCAGAGCCUGUACCCGGCGCAGUCCUCCAGCUUCGUCCGGAGCUACCCGCCCAUCCAUCUGGACCGCUCUCUGAACCCCCGCCACUGCAUCGGGGAGCACCGGCCCUCCUACCCCCAGCCCCACACCUUCAAGAGGCGCAACUUCUCUCGGCCUGCCUGCUUCUCGCAGUAUGAGACCAUGUACCAGCACUACUUCUUCCAGGGUCUGAGCUACCCGCAGACUGAGGGCCAACCAGGAACCGGGCCGCACGUGGGCCCCGCCCAGGCUUUCCAGCAGGGCAUGCUGUUCCCCACGGUGGUGCAUAUGGCCCCCACCACGUCUUCCCACCUCGGGGAGAGAGGCAGUACCUCCAGCUUCAGCUGCUACCAUGGGCACCGCUCGGUGUGCAGUGGCUACCUGGCGGACUGCCCCGGCAGUGACAGCAGCAGCAGCAGCUCGGGGCAGUGCCACUGCUCCUCCAGCGACUCCAUGCUGGACUGCACUGAGGUGAGCAACCAGGGGGUCUAUGGGAGCUGCUCCACCUUCCGUAGCUCGCUGAGCAGUGAUUACGACCCCUACGUGUACCGCAGCAGGAGUCCCUGCCGGGGGGCGGCUAGCGAGGCCGGGACUGGCUGCCCACCUGCUCCCCAGGACGAUCCUUCUGCCUCUUCCAGCCAUGACUGCCUUCGGCCCCCGGCCAGGGCUGCAUUUUUCUCAGGGGACCAGCUAUCCGGCUGUAGCCUGGAGCCCAAUUAUAGCAGCCACUCUUCUCUGGAACCCAGGGAAACCAAUACCACUACCUCAAACGGUGCCCUUGAGGGUGUUGAGCCAGAGCUCCGGGGCUGGAAGAAAGGGUCUGAGGAAGGGCAGCAGGGGCCAGCCUGUAGCUGCUGUUUCGAGAUCCCGCCCACCGCUGCUGCUGCCGUCGCCUCAGAGAGCAAAGGGAUGGAGGUGGGCAGGGCCUUGUUUGUAGGCGGGGCUCAUUGCAGCCGGGGGGCGGAGCCCAGGACCCAUUUAGGUUCCGCCCCUCAGAACUUGUACAGCGUUAACACGGACCACUUGUGCCGGGCAGAGCCGGGGAAUUCCGAAGGGCUGCCUUGCUGUUUCUAUGAAGAGACAAGCGUUCACCAGUACAAUGGGGGCUGUUACCCUGAGGACUUUGCCUUGAGUGUCCAGUACCCAUGGACUGACGUGGAGCCCGCCUCCUCACAGAGCCAGCACAUACCCAUCACCCCAGAGGACACGGACUGUGAGCUGGGUCAGGGGCCUGCUCAGGCAGGACAGGGCAGGACAGGGGCCCGAGGCGAGCCCAACGAACUUUACUUUCCCUUGGAGACAUUCGGCAGCCGGAUGUACCCCCUUGAGGAAGAGGAGAGGGCUCUUUUUCACAACAAACGUCCCAGUUUCCAUGAAGCACAGGGGAAUACUGCAGGGUCAUUAACAUCACACCCAUUGGAGGAAGAGAGCCCAGCAGCUCCCACCCUGUGACAGUGCAAGUUCACUCAUACAGGAAGCUUUCAUUUUUAUUAUUAAGACUCAAGCUCUUAGGGUUUAUAUUUUUGUUUUUGUUUUUUGUUUUGUUUUUUAGUUUUGAAAAAAAAAAAAAAAAAGAAACACACUAAAGUGGUAAUAUGGAGAAUUUCCAAAAUCCAACACAUCUUCCUUCAGCCUGGAACUGUGCUCCCAUCUGUCCUCGUUUCUGUUCUCCUUGGCUUCUAGCAGACCAAGUCGUAUUGGUGUGCUCUCCUCGGUUCAACGGUAAACUGAGCUGUGAGAUUAAAAACAGGACCACGCAGGACUUCAAACUUCAGGCUUUCUCCAGAGAGUCUGGGCCUUCCCAUGUACACUCAGGGCUACAGCGGCCUUCAUAGCUAACCAGCAAUUCAUAUUGUACACACAGAGAUGUGGAAUAGUCUAGUUCUGUUACAGUGCCCUGUCCAUAUGUACUGAACAAGCUCACUGAGCUAGGUGCUUUCACUGGUAUGAUUGGGGAUGGUCAAUAAUAAUAAUAAUAAUAAUAUUAAUAAUAAUUUUAAUAAUAGGCUAUAUUUUGAUAUUUUCUAACCCAAUUGAGUCUGCUGCCCCAAUCUUCCUAUUCCUUCUUUAUGUAUGUUUUGUGCUGUUGUAAUAAAUAGGAACGCAACUUUGGAUCUUCGUGUGUUGGAAAAAGAGCCACAGUUAAAGAAAGAAAGAUGAGAACGAACACUAGCUUGAUCUAGAAAGAAGAGAAUGAAUGCUGGCAUGAUCUAGAAAGACGAGAGUGAACGCUGGCUUGAUCUAGAAAAAAUGAGAACAAAUACUGGCUUGAUCUAGAAAGAAGAGAAUGAACGCUGGCUUGAUCUAGAAAGACGAGAGUGAACGCUGGCUUGAUCUAGAAAAAUGAGAACAAAUGAUGGCUUGCUCCAGAAAGAUGAGAACGAACGCUGGCUUGAUCUAGAAAGAUGAAGAUGAAUGCUGGCUUGAUCUAGAAAGAUGAGAAUGAAUUCUGGCUUGAUCCCCAAGGUGGAUUUUGAAAACAGUGUCUCUCUGAAAUGCUUGUCAAUGUUGAUAGUGUUAUCAGCAUAUGCCUUUCUUGUUUGUAUACUGUAUACUGGACUUGUAUACUGUUUCUAUGAAAUAUAUCCAAACUGCAGAGACAACCAGUGAAAUCCCCCUGUUUAUAAGUGACCCGGAAUUCACUAGUAUAUCGUUUGCUCCCCGGCUAAACCUGAUCUGACCUGUUGCUUAUCUUCCUGCUAGAUAAUGUACAGUUGUGCUGGGUACUUGAGGCACCAUUUCAUUUUGAUUUCUUUACUUUUUUUGUUUGUAGCACUUAAAGGAUUGUAUAAAAAAAAAUGGUGUACAAAAAAGUUAUUUUAUUUUCUCCUUCAUUACCAUUUUUUUAUGUUUUCUGAAAGGCUAGAAAGUCAAUGUGUGUAUAUUUCUGUAUAUGUAUAACAGCACAUUUCAUUUAUGGAAAUAUGUUCUCGGAAUAUUUAUUUACUAAUAUAUUUAUCUUUAAGCCAUGUCUUAUGUUGAGAGUGUAUGAGCGUUAUUGAAAUCAUUUCUUUUAUGAGAAAUCACUAUCAUGAGACUUUGUAAAUACAUAAUAAUUGCACACAAAGAUUAAAUAUUCUCUGACCAAAAAACUGAUUUUUAAAUGUUAGUACUAUACAGUUUUGUAACAAAGUGUACAAAGGUCUGUAAAAAUACAGUUUUAUUCA
This is a messenger RNA of Polyodon spathula (Mississippi paddlefish), 4531 nucleotides long. Its product is annotated as E3 ubiquitin-protein ligase znrf3-like. The transcript is spliced from 9 exons. Gene Ontology annotation, molecular function: frizzled binding; ubiquitin protein ligase activity. The coding region runs from base 210 to 2816 and encodes 868 amino acids. Gene Ontology annotation, biological process: negative regulation of canonical Wnt signaling pathway; ubiquitin-dependent protein catabolic process; Wnt receptor catabolic process. The record is from RefSeq and is a predicted model, not a curated record. NCBI's taxonomy places the organism in Eukaryota, Metazoa, Chordata, Actinopteri, Acipenseriformes, Polyodontidae.